This is a messenger RNA of Panthera uncia (snow leopard), 3168 nucleotides long. It is a transcript of the gene TRIM41, whose product is annotated as tripartite motif containing 41. Gene Ontology annotation, cellular component: nuclear body. Gene Ontology annotation, molecular function: zinc ion binding; protein binding. The transcript is spliced from 7 exons. The coding region runs from base 934 to 2904 and encodes 656 amino acids. Lineage: Eukaryota; Metazoa; Chordata; Mammalia; Carnivora; Felidae. The record is from RefSeq and is a predicted model, not a curated record.
AUUGAUGGGCAGUUAGAAAAGUUCAUCUAAACGCUACGACAGUGACCAGACGGCAGUUUCUAAUGCGCGUGGAAAUGCCAACUACAGUGGGGAGGUUGAAGAAGAUGUCCGGUCGCCUUCUGGAUCCCUGAGGAACUCUGAGUUCCCAACCAACAAAGUCCUCGGCCUAGAAGGGCCGGAAGUACUUGAGGGCGCUCACCGGGACCCGCCCCUCCGCUUCCGGCAUCAGCUGUGGGGAGUCCCUGGCGUUGUCCUCCUUGUCCGGUUAGUAGGAUGGCGCUGGGCCGACGCAGUCAUAGCACCGAGAGCGGACGGCCGUUAAGAGCCUCAACCUCUCCCCGAAGUUUAUCCCCAGUGGCGGGGGAUGGAGGAGGCCGGUCAUUCCGAGUUGUCCGCGUUCCCUGUUCCUUCGUAUUACAGAGACGUGGGCCUCCAUCGUUGUAGCCCUCCCGUCCUGUUCCCGUGUGCCUGCUAGAGCGUCUCCUCGCCGUUUCCUGUCGCCCAGGGGCCCGAGAGGAAAGAAGGGGGCGUAGCGCUACCGCGGGGGGAACUCGCGAGCUUAGGUGACUCGCAGACACCGGAAGUGUUGAGAGGGAGGCCGGAAGUGAGGGGGCGGAGCCAGGAAGUGAGGAGGGGCGGGGGUUUAUGAGGAGGCCAAGGGAGCGUUGGGACAGAUUUGCACUCAGGGCCACCUGAGGGACUUGGCUGUAGCGCUCAGCUCUGUCCCCUCCCCUCGCAGAGACACGGUUGUCGUCUAGGAGUAGGGAACUUUGUGGAGGGGGGGUUGUCGGGAGGACCUUUCUGUGUCUGCGAUUGAGGCAAGGUGUGGAGAGGCGGGGUGGGGGUGGGGCCGGGUCGUCAGGGCGUCUGAGAGGGAAGACCCCCGCCCCCGCCCCCCCACCGCCCAUCUACACUGGCUGACUGGACACUAAGAUGGCUGCCGUUGCCAUGACACCCAACCCUGUGCAGACCCUUCAGGAGGAGGCGGUGUGCGCCAUCUGCCUCGAUUACUUCACGGACCCCGUGUCCAUCGGCUGCGGGCACAACUUCUGCCGAGUGUGUGUAACCCAGUUGUGGGGAGGGGAAGAUGAGGAGGACAGGGACGAGUUAGACCGGGAAGAGGAAGAGGAGGACGGAGAGGAGGAGGAGGUGGAGGCUGUGGGGGCCGGUGGAGGGUGGGACACCCCCAUGAGGGAUGAAGACUAUGAGGGCGACAUGGAGGAGGAGGUCGAGGAGGAAGAGGAGGGUGUGUUCUGGACCAGUGGCAUGGGCGGGUCCAACUGGGACAACAUGGACUAUGUGUGGGAGGAGGAGGACGAGGAGGAAGAUUUGGACUACUACUUGGGGGACAUGGAGGAGGACCUGAGAGGGGAGGAUGAGGAGGACGAGGAGGAAGUGCUGGAGGAGGACGAGGAAGAGGAGUUAGACCCCGUCACCCCACUGCCCCCGCCUCCAGCCCCCCGGAGGUGCUUCACCUGCCCCCAGUGCCGAAAGAGCUUUCCCAGGCGGAGCUUCCGCCCCAACCUGCAGCUGGCCAACAUGGUCCAGGUGAUUCGACAGAUGCACCCAACUCCUGGUCGAGGGAGCCGUGGGAACGAGCAGGGCAUUUGUCCCAAACACCAGGAAGCCCUGAAGCUCUUCUGCGAGGUGGAUGAAGAGGCCAUAUGUGUGGUGUGUCGAGAAUCCAGGAGCCACAAACAGCACAGCGUGGUGCCAUUGGAGGAGGUGGUGCAGGAGUACAAGAACCACUCAUCUUGUGCAACAACCACUGCCUUUUGUACUCUUCUCUGGGCCAAACUGCAGGGGCAUGUGGAACCACUGAGGAAGCAUCUAGAGGCUGUGCAGAAGAUGAAGGCCAAGGAGGAGAGGCGUGUGACAGAACUGAAGGUGGUAUCCACCAUCCCCUUUGCAUCAUCCCAGAGCCAGAUGAAGUCAGAGCUGGCAGCUGUGGCCUCGGAGUUCGGGCGGCUGACACGGUUUCUGGCUGAAGAGCAGGCAGGGUUGGAGCGGCGCCUCCGAGAGAUGCACGAAGCCCAGCUAGGGCGUGCAGGAGCAGCGGCCAGCCGCCUGGCGGAGCAGGCUGCCCAGCUGAGCCGCCUGCUGGCGGAGGCCCAGGAGCGGAGCCAGCAGGGGGGCCUGCGGCUGCUCCAGGACAUCAAGGAGACUUUCAAUAGGUGUGAAGAGGUACAGCUGCAACCCCCAGAGGUCUGGUCCCCUGACCCGUGUCAGCCCCAUAGCCAUGACUUCUUGACAGAUGCCAUCGUGAGGAAAAUGAGCCGGAUGUUCUGUCAGGCUGCCCGAGUGGACCUGACGCUGGACCCUGACACGGCUCACCCGGCCCUGAUGCUCUCCCCUGACCGCCGGGGGGUCCGCCUGGCAGAGCGGCGGCAGGAGGUUGCUGACCAUUCCAAGCGCUUCUCAGCCGACUGCUGCGUAUUGGGGGCCCAAGGCUUCCGCUCUGGGCGGCACUACUGGGAGGUAGAGGUGGGAGGGCGGCGGGGUUGGGCGGUGGGCGCUGCCCGUGAAUCGACCCAUCAUAAGGAGAAGGUGGGCUCUGGGGGAUCCUCUUUGGGCAGUGGGGAUGCCAGCUCCUCACGCCAUCACCAUCGCCGCCGCCGGCUCCACCUACCCCAACAGCCCCUGCUCCAGCGCGAAGUGUGGUGUGUGGGCACCAAUGGCAAACGCUACCAGGCACAGAGCUCAACGGAGCAGACACUGCUGAGCCCAAGUGAGAAACCACGGCGCUUUGGCGUGUACCUGGACUAUGAGGCUGGGCGCCUAGGCUUCUACAAUGCGGAGACUCUAGCCCACGUGCAUACCUUCUCAGCUGCUUUCCUGGGCGAGCGUGUCUUCCCUUUCUUUCGAGUGCUCUCCAAGGGUACUCGUAUCAAGCUAUGCCCUUGAUUAGCCUGCCACCCGCAGGGGCCCCUCUGGUCAGCACUUGAGGGGCGGGUGGUGGUGGAGGGUGUCCCAUAAGUUUGGGGGCUCAAAGGCUCCUUCCACUGUUGGUUGCUUCCCACUCCCCUUUGACCCCAGGCCCGCUUCUCCCUCUAGGAGCCUAAAGAACCUUCCUGGCCCGCAGCUCUGCCUUCUCUCACCUGCAAUGUCUGUCCAACAGGUCUGCAUGGGUCCCUGAUGAGAACAGCUGCCUGGUUUUCCUUCCCUCUA